Messenger RNA from Dothidotthia symphoricarpi CBS 119687, 486 nucleotides. RefSeq lists its product as uncharacterized. The annotation marks the transcript as partial. The record is from RefSeq and is a predicted model, not a curated record. Lineage: Eukaryota; Fungi; Ascomycota; Dothideomycetes; Pleosporales; Dothidotthiaceae. The transcript is spliced from 2 exons. Gene Ontology annotation, biological process: mycotoxin biosynthetic process.
GGCAGAGGGUACGUUUCCGUUAGCCAAAAUGACGACUUCGAAGUCCUGCAUGGCCCAUUCGAGAUGUGGGAUGUUCUGGUCGAAGGCGAUCACUACGAAGGACACAUCAUGGCCGUAUACCACCAACUCCAUUGUCUUUCCAUACUCACUACGUCUCUUCCAACCUCGAUGGAACAGUGGGAAAAGAUGGAUCCCAAGAUCAGAGAGCAUCGCUCGCACUGUGUCGAGUAUCUGCGUCAGAGUAUUCUAUGUAACGCCGACACGACCUUGGAAGGCGAGACAGGCUCAUGGACCAAAAGCACCGGCUGGGGCCAGACGCACAGUUGUGUGGACUUUGAUGCAUUGACUGAAUGGGCAAAUGAAAGGGCUAUUUGGGACCUGAGUGAUCAGCUGUUGCCACAGAACUUUGACUUUAUGAAAGCAGACGUGGAGGGAAAGCCAAGGAACCAGGUGGACGAGACAAAGUUGAUUGAAAGAGAGUUUUGA